Molecule: messenger RNA, 1482 nt
Organism: Aegilops tauschii subsp. strangulata
Lineage: Eukaryota; Viridiplantae; Streptophyta; Magnoliopsida; Poales; Poaceae
Product: protein FAR1-RELATED SEQUENCE 5-like
Biological process (GO): regulation of DNA-templated transcription
Molecular function (GO): zinc ion binding
Source: RefSeq, a predicted model, not a curated record
AUGGACUUCAGGACGCCGCAUCCUCGUUCAAUCCUCACCGACCGACGCCUUGGCAGACCAAAUGACAGCCCCGACGCAAGCUACGGCGAACGGAAAGCCAUGAAUGCAAGGAAAGAUGAUUUGGAUGAUGUAUUGAAACUUGUUUCAUUCUUCAAAGACAUGAAGGCAAACAAUGAUGAGUUUUUCUAUGACAUACAAGUAGACAAGGACAAGUCAAUUAAAUCAUUUUCUGGUCCAAUAGACGAAGAUGCAAAGUCAUUCAAGUGGUUGUUCGAUACAUUUGUACAGUGCAUGAACAACAAGCACCCAACUUGCAUUCUAACAGACCAGUGCCCCUCGAUGGCGAAAGUUAUACCACAAUCAUUCCCAAACACCAUCCACAAGCUAUGUCGUUGGCACAUCUUGAAGAAGUACAAGGAAUACCUCGCAUUGCUGUACAAAAAGUAUAAAACAUUCAAAGAGGAGUUCACAGCUCUAUUAAACUGGCCGCUGAUGCCAAUGGAGUUUGAAACUGCCUGGGAUGAACUCGUGCACAAGUACAACCCGGAGAACGACCAGAUGAUGAUGCAGUUGUGGAGUGAUAGGAGAAUGUGGAUUUCAGCAUAUUACAAGAUCAUUUUUUGUGCUAGAAUGACUUCCACACAACGAAGCGAGAGCAUGAAUCACGUGCUCAAGAAAGGGUUUGUCAAGGGGACCCAGAACCUACACAAGUUUGCUAGGCGGGUAAAUGCUUGCAUACAAAUUCGAAUGCAGAAGGAGAACGAGCAAACAAUGACCAGCAUGACCAAUCCUGUGACAAAAACAACUUAUGGCUACGAGGAAGACAUGUCUAUCAAGUACACGAGAGCCGUGUACACCGAGAUGAGGACUAGGAUGAGAAAAACCACGCUAUUUCAUGCAAAGCGUACAUCAGAGCCCACUAAGUACCUUGUGUACUACCACAACAAGCCUGGCCAUGAUGAUGAAGAAAGAUUUUCCUGGUCAAAGCAUGAAUUCCAGGUUGUAGCUGACCCAGAGAAUGAAAUAUACGAGUGUGAAUGCAACCUUUGGACACACACAGGCCUGUUCUGCCUUCACAUCAUGAACAUACUGGACUACCUGAAGCCUGACAAAUUUCCACACAAGUAUAUCCUCAAACGGUACACGAAGACUGCAAAAUCACAACCAACCUUUGGUACAAGGGACUACAACACAACUGCAUCGGAUGGCAGCUCAAGACUAUCGAAGCAAGACAUCUUGCUGCAGCUAAAUUUGAUGGUUAACAAGACAGCGAUGAGAUGUGACCAGCAAUAUGAAAGAGCCUACUAUGUUCUCAAGAGGCUCGUGGAAGAGCUUGAUGCAAUACAUUCAGCAAAUCGAGCGGAUGCUGACGAAAGGAUGGAUCAAGAGGAUGCUAAAAUUGAAGAUGACCUUCAUUAUUAUGCAGCUUAUAUGCUCAACGCCGCCGCUCAAGCCAACCAAUGCAAGCAGGGUGUUGACUAA